Coffea arabica (coffee) is the source of this 1491-nucleotide messenger RNA. Lineage: Eukaryota; Viridiplantae; Streptophyta; Magnoliopsida; Gentianales; Rubiaceae. The record is from RefSeq and is a predicted model, not a curated record.
AUGUGCUAUCCGGUAGAUGAGGGAGGAGUUGGUUUCCGGAGGUUACAGGACAUCUACACAGCAUUCUCAUUCAAGCUUUGGUGGAACUUCAGAAAGGGAUGCUCGUUGUGGGCUUCAUUCAUGAAAGCUAAGUACUGUAGAAUACUACAUCCUUGUCAGGUUGAAAUCAGGUCAUUGGACUCCGCAAUCUGGAGAAGGAUGGUCAAUGUAAGUCGACAAGUGGAGCUAUCUAUGCUAUGGGAUAUCAAGAAUGGAGCUUGUCAUUUUUGGUACGACAAUUGGUUGGGAGGGGGUGCCUUGUUUCUCCGUACGACAGUUGUCUCUAAUUUGUCGUUUGGUGAUUUUAUCAUCAAUAGACACUGGGAUGUGAGUAGAUUAUAUCAGACAUUGCCGACGGAUCUGGUUCCCUCCAUUUUAGAGCAUCCAGUCCCGGAAGACUGGGGUGAAGCUGAAGUCUUUUGGAUGUCCACAACAUCUGGAAUCUUCUCUCUAGCUUCGAGGCUGCCUUUACCGGAUAGGUUACGUAAACUUGGUUUACAUUUACCAUCAAAGUGUUUCUGCUGCGAUUCCGCAUCUGAGGAGUCAAUUGAACAUUUAUUUUCCAAAGGCCAUAUAGCUUCAACAGUUUGGAAUUAUUUUGGAGCUUCAUGUGGAUUGACUUUUCCAGGCUCUUCUUUACGCUCCUGUAUAGUGGGUUGGUGGUUGCACUCAUAUGAUUCAGAGAUACAGCGACUCAUUGGACGCAUUCUUCCCACUAUAGUAUGUUGGCAAAUUUGGAAAGCAAGAAAUAAAGCAUUAUUUGAGGAUGUCCAUAUGAGAUCUCCCGCCAUUUGUCUUGCCAUUUCCUUGGAAAUCCAGACCAUUGUGGAAAUUCAUUUCAAACAAGUUUUCAAGGCUCAUUCAUUCUACCAUUUGUAUGAUUGGCCGUAUUCAUCUCACACUUAUGUCACGUACAAACUUGUUCGUUGGGAACCAAAGGAAACUGGUCGGUUUACUCUAAAUACCGAUGGCUGUUCUAAGGGUAAUCCAGGACUGGGUGGAGGAGGUGGGGUUCUUCGGGAUUCACAUGGUAUUCCUUUGAUUGGUUUUUCGGCAUAUCUUGGAGAAACUACAUGUCUAAGUGCAGAGGCCCGGGCUCUUCUUAUUGGCAUUCAAACAUGCAUACAUAGGGGUUUUGAGAAUCUCUAUAUUCAAUCGGAUUCUUUGGUAUUAAUUGGAAUUCUUCAGAAACGUAUUCACUGCCCUUGGAAGAUUCGACGAGAGAUUAGGCAGAUUUGGCAAUUCGUGGAAGAUCCUGAUCGUUUUGCACAUUGUUAUAGAGAAGCUAACACAGUCGCUGAUGCAUUGUCCAAUGUGGGCGUCUCUCAUCCAGAGCAUCAACUCAAGUUAUACGACUCCUUCCACUUGUUUCCAACUAUGGCCCGUGGAGCAAUUCGCCUUGACAGAUUAGGGAUGCCUUCAAUUCGGAAAAUUAAGCGUAUGAAGGGCUGA